AUGGCUCAGUUUGCCCAGGUUCUAACUGAAAUAGGUGACUUUGGUCGCUUCCAGAUACAGUUAACGAUCCUGACGAGUAUUCCCAAUUUCCUGUCUCCCUUCUACGUAUUUUGCCAGGCCUUCAUGGUCCUGGAUGAGACCCACUACUGUUCAGUGGCCUGGGUCAAGAACCACACACUCAACCUGAGUGUAGCUGAGCAGCUGGCACUGAGUGUGCCUUUGGAUGCUGAGGGCAGACCUGAGUCCUGCCUCAUGUUCCGGCCACCCCCCAGUGACGCCAGCCUGGAGGACAUCCUCAGCCACCGCUUCAAUGAGACACAACCUUGUGAGACCAACUGGCACUAUCCUGAGGACAGGCCCCGAUCCCUGAUGAAUGAGUUCAACCUGGUGUGCCAUCGGAAGCACCUGAAGGAGACCUCGCAGUCGGUGUUCAUGUCCGGACUCCUCAUUGGGGCCCUCGUCUUUGGGCCACUCUGUGACUGGAUUGGCCGCAAAACAUCUCUCCUGGUACAGCUGCUCCUGACUACGGUCGUGGGCCUAGUCACCGCCUUUGUGCCCAACUUUGAGUUAUACAUGGCCCUGCGCUUUGUUGUGGCUACUGCUAUCUCAGGAUUUAUCUUAAGCACGGUUGUCCUGAUUUCAGAGUGGGUGAGCCCCUCAUGGAGAACUCGGGCUGUGAUCCUGACCCAGGUCACUUUCGCCUUUGGGCAAAUGGUGCUAGCCGGACUUGCAUAUGGUAUCCGCAACUGGAGGCUCCUGCAGAUUGCUGGUGCCGCACCUAUGUUGCUGCUCUUCUUCUACAUCUGGGCUCUGCCAGAAUCUGCUCGGUGGCUCCUCACCCAGGGAAGGAUAGAGGAAGCCAGACAACUGGUCCAGAAGGCAGCCUCAGUCAACAGGCGGAAAAUCUCCCCGGAGCUCCUAAACCAGUUGGUCCCAGAAAAGACAGCCUCCUCAGGGAAUGCCUUGGAUCUUUUUAGACACCCCCAUCUUCGGAAGGUGACCCUGAUUCUCAUCUGUGUCUGGUUUGUGGACAGUCUGGGGUACUAUGGCCUCAGCCUCCAAGUGGGAGACUUUGGCCUGGACAUCUACCUGACACAGCUAAUAUUUGGAGCCAUCGAGGUACCCGCCCGUCUUCUCAGCAUCUUCAUGAUGGAGAAGUUUGGCCGCAAGUGGAGUCAGAUGGGGACUCUGAUUCUGGGUGGCCUCAUGUGUAUCAUUAUCAUCUUUAUCCCAGCAGAUCUGCCCUUGGUAGUCACCACGCUGGCUGUGGUGGGGAAGUUCGCCACUUCUGCUGGCUUUACCAUCUCCUACUUGUACACUGUUGAGCUCUUUCCCACAGUUGUCCGACAAACAGGCAUGGGACUGGUGAGCAUCUUCUCAAGAUUGGGUGGCAUCAUCACACCACUUGUGGUCCUGCUGGGCGAGUACUAUAAGGGACUCCCUAUGCUCAUCUAUGGCAGCUUCCCCAUCGGGGCAGGAAUACUCUGUAUUCUACUGCCAGAGACACGUGGCCAGACUCUGAAGGACACCAUCCAGGACCUGGAUCAGGGGCCCCACGCACGGUCCCUGGUGGCAAUGCCCCCAGAAAAAGAAAUGGAGGCCACGGGAAGAACUUCUAGUCCAGGGGUGACCACUGUGAGCAGCACCUGCUUCUAA
Messenger RNA from Sciurus carolinensis (gray squirrel), 1656 nucleotides. RefSeq names its product solute carrier family 22 member 13 (gene Slc22a13). The record is from RefSeq and is a predicted model, not a curated record. Lineage: Eukaryota; Metazoa; Chordata; Mammalia; Rodentia; Sciuridae. The transcript has 10 exons. Gene Ontology annotation, cellular component: membrane. Bases 1 to 1656 code for a protein of 551 amino acids. Gene Ontology annotation, biological process: transmembrane transport. Gene Ontology annotation, molecular function: transmembrane transporter activity.